Pararge aegeria (speckled wood butterfly) is the source of this 2504-nucleotide messenger RNA. Its product is annotated as zinc transporter 2-like. The record is from RefSeq and is a predicted model, not a curated record. The transcript is spliced from 10 exons. Gene Ontology annotation, biological process: zinc ion transmembrane transport; response to zinc ion. Gene Ontology annotation, molecular function: zinc ion transmembrane transporter activity. Gene Ontology annotation, cellular component: plasma membrane. The coding region runs from base 198 to 1475 and encodes 425 amino acids. NCBI's taxonomy places the organism in Eukaryota, Metazoa, Arthropoda, Insecta, Lepidoptera, Nymphalidae.
GUGGACGUGCCUUCCGUUUGAGUUGCAUUUAUUUUAGUGCAAUAUUUUAAAUAUAAAAAUAGAAUAAAUUCCCCCUAUGACGUAGUUAAAUUUAAUUAUGAAUUAAGAUUACAGUUUCAUUGUAAUCAAUUGUGUUUAUUGUGUUAGAAAUGUGGUAAAAACUAAAAAGUGCUAAGUGCGACAAGCGUAGCGCCAGAAUGUCUGAUGAACUAGAAGCUCGGAUGUGGGACGAGGGAGGUUCCAGGUACGAGUCUCGGAGCCGAGUGUCGUAUUUUGAACCAGCCUUUGCAUCCUCGGAGCAUUUAGAUAGAGCUCCAUUGUUAUCAGAAGAGAGCUACACAGAGGUGUCGGUGGCGCCGCCCAGCGAGUCCGACGAGCAUUGCCACUGGAAGAGACCAGAACCGCCCAGUGCGGUGCCACAGCUGCUGGCAGCACUAGUUCUAUGUGCUAUUUUUAUGAUAUGCGAAAUCGUCGGUGGGUACCUCGCCGGCAGUAUAUCUGUGAUGAGCGACGCGGCACACAUGCUGAGCGAUUGCGGGGGCUUCGCGCUCGCUCUGCUCGCGUUCCGCUGCGCAGCAAGACCUCCCAACGCAAACAUGUCGUACGGGUACAGACGAGCGGAGGUGCUGGGUGCGAUGACGUCGGUGCUGCUGAUAUGGGCGCUGACCGGCAUCUUCGUGUACGUGGCGGCGACGCGUAUCCGCACCGGCGACUACGACAUCCAUCCCGACAUGAUGAUGCUUGUGUCGGGCUGCGGGGUGGCCUUUAACGUGGUGUUGGCGCUGGUGUUGCACGGCUGCGCCUCGGACAUCGCUCACUACCACUCGCACGGCGGAGCGGCGUGUGCGCACGCGCACAGCCACGAGUCUCGCGGCCUGCGGCUGUUCAGGAAGCGCGACCAGAAGCAGAGCAAUGGCGGCCUGGUCAACGGGGAGUACGGGAUGAAGGAUCUGGCGGCUGCCGAGGCGCACGUCGCUUCCUCCUCCGCUAGAAAUAUAAACCUCCGUGCGGCCCUCAUCCACGUUAUUGGCGACCUCAUACAGAGUUGCGGUGUUCUGCUUGCUGCGGUACUCAUCAAAAUAUACCCAGAGGCGAAGGUAAUAGACCCGAUAUGCACCUUCGUAUUCAGCGUCCUGGUACUGUUGACGUCAGCGCGCGUGGUGCGGGAUGCGCUCGCAAUGCUGAUGCAGGCAGUUCCCAGCAACUUCAGGUAUCGUGAGUGCGUGUCCGCCUUGUCGGCGCUAAACGGUGUGAGGCACGUGCACUCGGUCCACGCGUGGGCGUUGUCAACCCACCACACGGUUCUCACUGCACACGUUGCCAUAGACGAGCUGGCCGACUGGGAGACGGUUCUGCAGGGCUGCCAGCGGCUGGCUCGACAGUUCGGCGCGGCGAGUGGCGCCUUCCAGCUGGAGCGCUACUCGCUGUGUAUGGCCAGCUGUGCGGACUGCCGGCAGCCGGCGGCCGCGCCCUGACACCUGCGCACGCUCACCCGCUAGCCGCUCAGAUUGUGGAUAUUACGCGGCUGAGCCAUGCCAUGACAGAAGUCGUCACAAAAAUUAAAUAAUAUAAAAUAGAUGAAAUGCAACAUGAAACUAAGGUGUAAUUCAUAGGGUAAGCUCGUCAAACCUAUUUAUUUAUAUGUUAAUAUUUAUAUGAAAAUGAUGAUGUGGUGAUGAAGUGAUGAUUGAAGUGGUGAUGAAAUGUUGAAUAUGUAAGAUAAUUAAUAGUUAAGACUUGUAUCGAACGCAUCAUUCCAAAGUGUUAGUUUAAAUGUAAAUGUGUUUAGGAUUAGUGAUGAAGUCAAAUUAAGGGUCCCCGCAGACUGCAGAUUUGUUCGUUUACAAAUCCCAACGUCCACUUCGGCAAGGAUUUUCAGUGACGAAUCAUAAUCAACUUUAAAAACGCUAGCUUAAAGCCGAUAAUAGUAUAAUGCCGAUUAAAAAAAAAUCCUUUCGUGAGUGAGUGAGUUUAAUCCCGGACACCUCUAACUUUUAAAAGUUUACUUAUUAUCAUUCAUUAAUCCAUUCAAAGGCAUGUGAAGUCUACCAAUCAGCUUUUUGCUAGCGUGGUGGACUGCGGCGUGAACCCUUCUCGUACUUAAAAGGAGACCUGUGGUCUGUAGUGGGUCGAUACUUAAUUCAUAAUGAUAACUAUAAAAGUAGGUAGUCUGCUGGGGCUCUAAGACUGAGAUAUAUAUAGUGUGCUUUUACUUUGCUCAGACUCAAGAAACAGUUAAAAAUUAGACAAAUUUACACGCAGUCUGGCAUGAACUAUUGACUGAGUAGAAUCUAAGUUCACUCUAUAAGUCUUCCUAAGAAAUAUACGAUUUAUGGAAGGGAUAACUAGGGGGUAAUAAAUUAUGAUUUACGUAGAGGGGUCGGACCAAAAUUGUAAGCAGCGUAGUGAAAUGGAUGUACUUAGAAUUCGUUUUCAACAAUGUUUUUAGUAAACAUACAAAGCAUUGCAAAGUUAAUUAAAGCUAAAUUAUUCCGCGCUGUAUA